CAAUCAUCGAGGCAGGGCAGUCGAGAGAGCGUAGAGCGUCGAGAUCGAGGUCCAAGUUUCCCUUUCCCUGAACGACCUAUAGCCAGCCCAAAGGCUUUUGGUACUAGACAAGAUGGUCUUCAUCCUAGGCGUCAACUUCCCCGAGCGGAAUCUCGUCAAGAAAUCCCUCGAGUCCUUCUUCGGAAUCGGUAACCACACGUCGGCGCGCCUCCUCUCCCGCUUCCACAUCCACCCGACAUGCAAGAUCGGUGAACUGGGAAACAAGCAGGUCCUUGAUAUCACGGCCGCCCUGACCGACAUGAAGAUCGAGAACGACCUCCGGAGACAAGUCCUUGACAACAUCAAGCGGUUGAAGGAUAUCGGUACCUACCGCGGUCGUCGUCAUGCGCUGGGCUUGCCCGUUCGCGGUCAGAACACACGAAGCCAGAUCAAAACUGCUAUCAAGCUCAACCGGAUCGAGAGAAGACUCGGUUAAGAAGACGGUGGGGGUUUCUGCUUCGAUUUGGUGGGCCUUUUGCGCUUGGCUCUUUUUUCUUGUGAGGGCAUGGAAUUGGCGUUUAUCAUUUUUCUUUUCAUUAUCCGCUGUAACCUGUAUAUUUCUGAAUCAUCCCCCCAUCCGCAAAACCCGAUGGAAUGUAUCACAAUAUAAGACAAAUCAACUGUCUGAUUACGAA
Aspergillus homomorphus CBS 101889 is the source of this 674-nucleotide messenger RNA. Its product is annotated as mitochondrial 37S ribosomal protein uS13m. The coding region runs from base 113 to 475 and encodes 120 amino acids. The record is from RefSeq and is a predicted model, not a curated record. Gene Ontology annotation, molecular function: structural constituent of ribosome; RNA binding. NCBI's taxonomy places the organism in Eukaryota, Fungi, Ascomycota, Eurotiomycetes, Eurotiales, Aspergillaceae. Gene Ontology annotation, cellular component: mitochondrion; small ribosomal subunit; ribosome. Gene Ontology annotation, biological process: translation. The transcript is spliced from 4 exons.